This is a messenger RNA of Sarcophilus harrisii (Tasmanian devil), 4935 nucleotides long. RefSeq names its product erythroblast membrane associated protein (Scianna blood group) (gene ERMAP). Gene Ontology annotation, biological process: T cell receptor signaling pathway; regulation of cytokine production. Gene Ontology annotation, cellular component: external side of plasma membrane. Gene Ontology annotation, molecular function: signaling receptor binding. NCBI's taxonomy places the organism in Eukaryota, Metazoa, Chordata, Mammalia, Dasyuromorphia, Dasyuridae. The transcript has 12 exons. The coding region runs from base 1037 to 2743 and encodes 568 amino acids. The record is from RefSeq and is a predicted model, not a curated record.
CUUUUUUCUUUUCCCAUUGAGUCUGAGAUGAAUUUUCUCUUUAUUCUUCAAUUUGGUUCCAAUUUGGAAUAAUUAAUUCCUUGAGUCUGAAAAAGAUAUCAUCACUCUUCUCUCUGAUUUCAAGGGAGAAUGGAGAUAUCUCUUUAUUUUGUAUGCUAUAGUCAUCUGAUGUGGCUGACUGUGGAUAUUCCUUUGACCAAGUCUCAUUAAAAGUAAACCUUAUUUUUUAAAAAAAAUCAGGAUGGUCCUGAGAAAUGGGGGGUAUACGGUAGUUCUAACCAUGAAGCAUAAAAGAGGACAGCUGAGAGUAUAGCCUAAUAUGAAGUAUAAAGAGGCUCUAAAUAGAGUUCUCAUUGUGUAGCUUUGCCUGACAUGGUGACUGUUGAUAUUGAGGUUCAACUUUAAAAGUUUUAAAGGGAAUUUUAAAAAACUUAAUUUUACUAGUAUUUUUUGUUUUCAUAUCACCUUCAUUCAUGAAUAUUUCCCUCUCUACCUUCCCCCUCCAAUCCUUCACUACCUGAAAUAGUCUACUGUAAAUUUUCCUCUGGUUUAGAAUUUUUAAAAAAAUAAAUUACCUGAGAGAUCACCUGGAAGUCCUGGAACUGACUGUCCAAGGAUUUUUCAUAAUCCCCAAACUGAGAGGAAGCCAGUGGCUGAUAGAUUGAAUUUAGAUUUAGAGAUAGGGAUAAAGAGUGAGGGGAAGAGAAAAAGGCUUUUAAGUUUCUUUAAUUUAGUUAAACAUUACUUUUAUAGAAAUGAAAAUUCUAAUCUAGUAUGUAUAUUAUCAAAAUCCACUCAUAUUAAUAUGCCAUAUUUGCUAUUAAAUGUUAGAAUCUUAGCAUUAGAAGAGAUGGUUAGAGUCAUAUAGCCCAUUCCCAAAUACCUGAGCAAUAAUCACUUGUGAGCAUCAUUGACAAGAGAUCAGGCAACUUUUUCUUAAAUAUGUAGGUGAUGUCAAGACCCCUGAGACAGUCCAUUCCAGUUUUUGACAGCUCUGAUUCUUAGGACAUUUUCCUUCAAUUGAGCUCUGUUGGAGAUGGCAAAUUGCUCCAUUUUCUCUCUCUCCAGCUGCCUCAUCAUCCUUAUCUCCCUCCAGCUACCUACAAAGGGAUCAGGAAAAGUUGGCAAAAGGAACUUGGUCAUGCUGGGGACAAAAGCUGAGCUGCCUUGUCCUCUAUCCGUCUGGAUGGCCCCUGAGUCUGUAGAAGUGAAAUGGCUACGGACCCCAGAGUCCCAUAUUUCCCAGGCUGUUCAUGUAUAUCGGAAUGGACAAGACUUAUAUGGAGAGCAGAUGCCACAAUACAAAGGGAGAACAGCCUUGGUGAAAGACAGCCAAGAAGACAGUUUCACUCUGGAGAUUUAUAAUGUCCGACUUGAAGACCAAGGAGAGUACUAUUGUCGGAUCCAGGCUGGUUCUCUGAGCAAAAACGCUUCUGUGAAAAUGGAUGUCGCAGCAUUGGGCUUGGAUCCUUAUAUUCAUAUGGAAAACUAUGAAGCUGGACAGAUUCAGUUGGUGUGCAGAUCCCUGGGAUGGUUCCCAAAGCCUCAAGUUCAGUGGAGAGAUGCUCACGGGGAGAUACUUCCAUCAGAGACCCAAUACCUGGAUAAGGAGGGAUUAUUCCAAAUGGAGGCUUCUGUUACUGUGAGAGAUGGAUCUUCAGGGAAUCUGACCUGCUCUAUUUGGAAUUCUGCUCUUGGCCAAGAGAAGAAAACAACUCUAUUCAUAAGAGCUUUUCCUUCUUUGUACAUCACCCCCUCAGCAGUGGGUCUGGCUGUGAUCCUACCUAUUUUGGGGCUCUUCAUUGCAUUGGGUAUUUAUAUCAUAUGGAAGCAACAAAGAUCUAGAGAGAAGCUUCUUUAUCAACAAGUGGUAGAAAUAGAAAAUCUUCUCUCAGACCAUGGGAAAGAGAAAGGGAGACUUCAUAAAGGACUCAAGAAAUAUCGGGCUGAACUCAAAUUGAAAAGAAUUGCAGCAGAUGCAGGUUGGAGAAGGGCCAGACUACACCCAGUGGAUGUGACUUUGGAUCCAGAAACUGCUCAUCCCAAACUCCUCCUCUCUGAAGAUCUUAGAAGCGUGAGACUUGGGGACAAACGACAGGAUGUCCCUGACAACCCCAAGAGAUUUAACUUUGUUGUCAGUGUCCUGGGGUCUCCAACCUUUAUAUCUGGCUGUCAUUACUGGGAGGUAUGUGUAGGAAACAAAACCAAGUGGAUCCUUGGUGUCUGCAGUGAGUCAGUGAGCAGGAAGGGGAAGAUCACAGCAACACCUUCAAAUGGACACUGGCUGCUGCGUCAGAGUGGAAUAAAUGAAUAUGAAGCUCUUACAUCCCCACAGACUUACUUCCGCCUCAAAGAGAGCCCCCGCCGCGUGGGGGUUUUCCUGGAUUAUGAAGGUGGAUUUGUCUCUUUUUACAACGCCACCAACAAAUCUCACAUUUAUACAUUUGUCCAUUCUUUCUCUGGCCCAUUGCGCCCUUUCUUUGAGCCUUGCCUACAUGAUGAAGGGAAAAAUGUGGCUCCUUUAAUCAUUUGUUCAGGAUCACAGAACUCUGAGGAAUUCAUUUACUCUAAUCUAUCUCCAGAGACUUCUAAAGAAGAAAAACAGACUUUAGGCAUUGGUAAUGGGAAGAUCCCCACAAAGACAGACCAGGCCCCAAAUCUCUACCCUCUCCAGGACAUUGUCUCAUCCUGGCCCUCUGAUGUCACCCCGGCCCUUCAGGGGCUCCGGGCCCCUUUCUUUUAGUGAGGUGUCUCAUAUUGCGGCUCUACCCCUUACCUUAGCCUAGACCCAACAUUCAAGUUUGUCUGUGUCUUGCUCCUGCUCAUUAACUGUGGGUGUUUUGCAUCUUUACACUAUGUAAAUACAAUAAUACCUCAGAGGUCCAAGCUAGUCUUCAAGGCACUUCCUCUCACCACAGCAGCUCCUCCAUAAUAUAACAGAGGGGUUUCCAGGUAUUCUGAGUGAAAGAUGUCAUCCUGGGGUCAUCCUGGAAGCAAGUCUUCCCAGACUCAACUUGGCUGGUCUGCAGGUGACAGACACAGUCUAUCAACAUGAUUACAUGCAAAAUCUUUUCAACUAGGUCUUCAAGAACCCAGUGUCCCCUACAUACAAUGGUGAGACAUUUGGGAAUUUAAAACAGGGUCCUGUAUGAAAUUGUAAUUUCAUACCUCCUCCUCAAUUCUCCAUGUUACCAAUUUCUCUCAACUCCUGACUUUUUAGAAGAAAAGGACUACAACUUAAUCAGGCAAAGAAAGGCUGCCCUCCUGGGAAUUUUAAUGAUGGACAAUUAGAUAGUAUAAUAGAUGGAGUAAGACCUGAGUUUGAUUCCUGCCUCAGACUCUUGCUAGUCUUACCUAUCAACCUCAAUUGCUUUAUCUAUGAAAUGGAGAUAAUAAAAUCACUUACCUCACAGGGUUAUUAAAUGAGGUAACACAUGCAAGGUGAUUUGCAAAAUUGUUAUUCCUAUGUUUCUGUAGCAAAAGUAGAAGACCUUUGGAAAUCACCCAUGGCCAUGGCAAAAUAUCAAAUGGAAAACAAAUGGAUCAGCUAUGGAGUGGUUUAGGUGGAGAUACCAUGCACAGUAUGACUGUAGACUUAGUCACGAGCCAUUGUAUCAUCAGAGUUACUUCUACUACUGCUUGAAUCAGGGGCUCUAACCAGAUAGAAAAAACCCUCCAUUUAGGAUUGAAUAACUCUUCUUUUCUCAAUCUAAUCAAGGGUGUCUUUCCUUAUGGGCCAUAAUUGAGUUCAAUACUCUAAUCUCUGUGCUAUGUGACACAUAGAGAUAUGCUUUUUCCUACAACAAUGGAAGCCUUGGGAGUGUAAGAAACAUUUUAACUACUCUGUGAAGAUGAUUUUUAACUAAUGGAUUAACUGAAUAGUGGGUCCCAGAUGUGGAUAGGUGAGGUAAAACUGGCAGAUCUAUCAGUUUGGUGCGUGCAUAUGAAUAUGGGACCAUACCUUGAAUAAAAGCAUGGAUCAAAAAGAAUUGUAAGAAGCAAAAUCAAGAAUUGCAGUCCUCUUGCAAAUGGUGAAUAGGGUUAAUUCAUCUGAUCAAGGAGCAGUUUGCGAAGGGGCAGACAAAAUCAUUGGUCAGGCAACAGACUUUUUAAGUUUUUGAACUUUUGAAUCAAUGAAUGAAAAUACCAAAUACAUUGAUAAUGGUCAAUGGACUCCCUUUCAACUGUGAAGGACAAAUCUGGAGCAAGACUGACUUCUUGUGGCUUAUAGAGAUUGGGCCCAUCACACUGAAGCUCCAAUUGAUAAAGGCCUUUUCAGGCCACCUCUCUGCAAAUGAGAAGAAGGGCUCUGAAAACCCUCAACUCCCACCUCGUGUUGACUAGAUUACCAUGUCAGUGUUAAAGGAAAAUGCUUUUUGUAAUCUUUGAAAAUUAAAGUUUGAUAUUGUUUGGUACCUUGAUUUUUAUCCCUUUUCUUUUUAGAUGGGGAAGUCAGUGGGAAAGACUGGGUUGUUUAGGGAAGAAAAUACAUCAUAGAAUUUGUUUUCUCAAAGCCUGAACUGCCUUCCAAACAAGAUUGAAUGUGCAAGCAACUGUUUUAUUUCUCUAUUCUCAGUGUCAGAUUUAUUUUAUAUUCUCAGUCUUAGACACACAUAAGCUACAAUUCACUGUUUAUUUCUCUUUCACCCACAUACUCACUUUCCCCACAUUCUUUUCUAAUCUGGUAAAACUUCCCCAAUACUGCUACAAAUGUCUGAUGAUCCUUUGAACAACAACAAAAAUAAACAAAAAGAGAAUUCUGUUUCUAAAUCUUAUACUAAGAACAUUGUUUCAAAUCCAUUUAAACUUUAUGAGGUUAUUUAUGAAACAACAAAAACCUCCCUUAAACCUGCAUUUGUCUGGCAACCAUAUUAGUGUGUUACUCUGUUUAUAUUAAUUUAUCCAAUGAAAAUAAAAAUUUAUUGGGUAAUUGGA